This is a messenger RNA of Bathycoccus prasinos, 915 nucleotides long. RefSeq lists its product with no specific name. NCBI's taxonomy places the organism in Eukaryota, Viridiplantae, Chlorophyta, Mamiellophyceae, Mamiellales, Bathycoccaceae. The record is from RefSeq and is a predicted model, not a curated record. The transcript has a single exon. Bases 1 to 915 code for a protein of 304 amino acids. Gene Ontology annotation, molecular function: peptide-methionine (S)-S-oxide reductase activity.
AUGACUUUUGUGAUGAGUAUCGCUCGUACAACCACGAGUAGUAGCAGUAGUAGUAGUACAACAGGAACAACACGGUAUCAUCCUAGGAAAAGAAGAAGACGACAAAAAAGAUUUGCAUCCUCGCGCGCAUUAUCCUCAUCUGAUAGUGAUGAUACGUGUGCAAAUAUCACCACCACCACUCUCGCGACAACGACGACGAUGACAACGAUGAUGGCUAUGCUGCUGAUGAUGAAUUUUGCUGUCGAACCAGCGGAAGCGGGCCAAAUAACAAACUAUCUCGCCGCUGGGAACUACUCCUUUUUGGAAAGAGAGUAUCAAGACUUGACGUACGCGGGCGUUUCGCUCGUGGACGUUGGAACGUGCGAUGGGAAACAGUGCGUGAAAGUCACCUACGAUGACGAGAAAGUUCCGUUUGAGCGCAUCAUGAGAGUGUAUUUUAAACAUUUCGACCCGAAAAAUGCGAGUAAAGGGCAAUACUCGGAAGUCGGCGAGCAAUAUAAACCGGCGGUGUACGUCAACUCGGAGAAAGAAAAGACGUACGUGAACGAUAGUUUAGAUAAGUUGGAACGGUCGAGAGUGUUUGGGAGGAAUUUGGCGGACAAUUGGGUGUCGAAUAUCCCGGUGUUGGACGCGCAAUCAGUGAAAUUCGAGCGAGAACAGGAUGACGGGAAGAGGAAUGUGAUGAAGACGAAUCCGAAAUCUCUGGAAAAGUUGUCGAAAGCGAGAGACGCGCAGUUCGAUCAACUCUGGGGAUUCGUUCAGUUUUGUUACGAACGCGUGUGUGGGUACGUCAGAUUUGCGCCCGCGUGCGUAGGGGAGUGUCAGGAAGUUUUUCCAGAGUUUUUAUCGCGGAAUUCAGGCGUGCCCGAGUUGGAAGGCGAUGUAAAAAUUACCGGAGGGACGUACAAAGCUUAA